This is a messenger RNA of Meriones unguiculatus (Mongolian gerbil), 1451 nucleotides long. RefSeq names its product triggering receptor expressed on myeloid cells 3-like. The record is from RefSeq and is a predicted model, not a curated record. NCBI's taxonomy places the organism in Eukaryota, Metazoa, Chordata, Mammalia, Rodentia, Muridae. Bases 398 to 970 code for a protein of 190 amino acids. The transcript is spliced from 5 exons. Gene Ontology annotation, biological process: chemokine production; neutrophil-mediated killing of gram-negative bacterium; cytokine production involved in immune response.
AUAUGAAUGUUCAGCAUCGUUGGCUGGGGGAGAAUUGGUGUGAGGGGUCAGUGGAUGUGACAAUGUCUUGGUGCCCAGAGAUGAUGAGUAGAGGGCAGCGUGAGGACCUCAGAUGUGGUGGAAAAUGGCAGUCACUGUGUUUCUCAACAGACUGUGGCAUCAAAGCAGGAAGGAGGGUGUCCCAAAAUAGGAUACUCUCCCUUUCCCCUUCUGCAUUUUCCCGGGCAGUUUCCUCUUGUCACACUUCCCUUAGGGUUUCUCAAUGGGACGAAACAAGAAAUAACAGAGCCUCUGGGGACAAAAGUCAGUUAACUUCUACGUGGGGCAGCUCACUCUAAGUGGCUUGGCCACUUGCCUCUGUCCACUGGCAGAUAGCACACCCAGCAAGGCUCGAUAGAUGGAGGAGGCAGGGCCCUGGGGGCUUUCACAACUGCUGCUAUGGCUGGGGCUGUUGCUCUGCAUCUCGGGGCUCCAAGCAGGAGGUAAGGAAGAACAGAAGUGCCUUCUGGAAGGCAAGAACCUGACCAUGACUUGUCCUUACAGCAUCAGGUUAUACUCACUCAGCCUGAAGGCCUGGCAGUGGGUGAGAAGCUUGGGUUCUCCAGAGACCUUGGUGCUCACAAACAGCAGAAAUACAGACUUCAGUUUUGCCCAGGCUGGGAGGUACUUGCUGGAAGAUUAUCCCACUGAAGCCGUUGUCAAGGUCACGGUGAUUGGUCUGCAGAGGCAGGAUGGGGGGCUGUACCAGUGUGUGGUCUUCCUGUCCCCUGACAACCUUGUUGUACUGCAUGAUCGGAUUCGGCUGGUACAGUGCCAAGACCAGCUCGUGAUGGUGAUCGUUCUAACAUGUGGCUUUAUCCUGAACAAGGGCCUGGUGUUCUCAGUCCUGUUUGUUUUUCUCUGCAAAGCUGGGCCUAAGGUGUCACAGCCUUCCAAGAUGUCCGAAGUACAGGGAGUCUCUGAGAAAUAGUAGCCUUCCUCCUAUGAGCUGGGAUUACAGUAAGAGAUUGCCAUUCGUCUCAGAAAAGACUUUGAACUUUGGACUUUGAAACAAUAUUGAGAUUCUGAUAGCCUAUGGGGACUUUUGAAGUUGGACUGAAAGCAUUUCUGCAUUAUGACCUGGCUACAGGUCUACAGGGCCCAGGAAGUGAAAAGUGGAGGUCUAAAUAAAAAUGGUCCUCAUUGGCUCAUGAAUUCGAAUGCCUAGUCCUCAAGAAGUGACACUAUUUGAGAAGGAUUAGAAGGUGUGGCCUUGCUGGAGGAAAUGUGUUCCUGGGGGUGAACUUUGAGGUUCCAAAGGCCCACACCAGUCUCUCUCUCUCUCUCUCUCUCUCUCUCUCUCUCUCUGCCUAUGGAUCAGGAUGUAGGUCUUAGCUACUACACUGCCAUGCCUGCCUGCUGCCCUGCUCCCCGCCAUGAUGAUAAUGGACUAAGCCUCUGAAACUGUAAGC